AUGUUCGAGGCGCCAAAUACUCUCCGGAUUCAUAUUAUGACAAGUUCAGCAAAGUGGUAUUCGUUGAGUACUCGGUUGUUGUUUCGACUGUCUGAUACUGCAUCUUUACUUAUUAAUUUGAAGCAAAUACUCCUUCUCUAUCACAAAAAAAGGGAUAGUAGCAGAGGCAGUUCUGUCAAUAGCGAUACUCACCAAUUCUCGUUACGCAGCUUACUGGAAAGUGCUUCUGCUGCAGUCUCUCAGACUUCUUCGCAUACCACAGUGAUCAGUUCUUUCGACGAAGAACAAGUCCCUUUGCCAUUCAAUUUUGCCUCGUCAUCGCACAUAUCCUCGCCUUCAAACUCAAGUUCCUCUAACCCCACGGACGAAUUACAGAGUCAAUCUAGUGGCUAUCACCCUAGGGACGAGGUAGAUAACGACUACUCGCGACCUAGUGACUCUGAUUCUGAUUUACGCCUAUCAAAACGUCCACGUAUUGCAAGACCUUUUUCUGCAAGAAGGUCAAUGAGGAUCAACAAGAAGGAAAACGGUGUUGGAAAUAGUGCGAAUGGAGUUUUACCAACUAGUAAUGGUGAUUCUUCAGCUGCAACAAAUGGUAAAGCUUCGGAGUUUACCAAAAUGACAAAUAAUCGUCAACAAGAGCUUGUCAGACUCAUGGUUCAAGCGAUGCAGGAUAUGGGAUAUAGGCUAGUUUAUUUUACAUCUAAUUAA
Messenger RNA from Acaulospora morrowiae, 711 nucleotides. The record is from the annotation of a GenBank genome assembly. NCBI's taxonomy places the organism in Eukaryota, Fungi, Glomeromycota, Glomeromycetes, Diversisporales, Acaulosporaceae.